Molecule: messenger RNA, 4662 nt
Organism: Brenthis ino (lesser marbled fritillary)
Lineage: Eukaryota; Metazoa; Arthropoda; Insecta; Lepidoptera; Nymphalidae
Source: the annotation of a GenBank genome assembly
AUGAAGAAACGGACUAUAUCGAAACUGAAAUCAAUAUUUGGUUCGAAAAAGGGCAAAAAACAACAAGAGCAUCAGCAGUCUUCCAAGUCUUCUCGAGCGACGACACCGGAGUCUUUGGAACCGGUAUCUCCAAUUGGAAAUGAAUCGUUCCGGCCAAUACUUCGUACUCCACCGCCUUCGCGAGUCGGGCCCCCUCCAUCACCUCCAGUGCCCACGUCACCUAUAGCCCCUGUAGCCCCUGAACCUUCGGGUCCAUUACCGUUGUCACCAUGCCCUGUAUGUGGCCGCACGUUCGUUCCCGCAUCACUUGCGAAACAUGUCAAAAUAUGCGAGAAGAUGACCGUGAAGAAGCGAAAAACUUUCGACUCUUCAAGACAACGGCGUGAAGGCACGGACUUAGAACAAUACUUGCCAAAGAAUUUCGGUCUUCCAGAAAACAGCCCCUUCCUCGAGAAGAGCCCACCUAACACUGCCAAAGCUGCUAUCAAACCUAAGACUCAUUCGGUCAGGAGUGUGAUAACUAAGCCUACAGCGGAUCUCCAGAAAUGUCCGCAUUGUCACCGCGCAUUCGGAAUACGCGCGUUCGAGCGUCACGUGGAGUGGUGCGCGGACAAGGCGAAGAUACUGCCGGCGGCGCCCGCGCAGCCGCCGCCCCACAUCGCUGACGCUAAACAAAGGCUCAAUGCGAGGACCCAGUAUAAAGCACCGCCAGUGCGCGGGAGACGAUCGUCCCAAACUCGGGAGAAGUCGUCGAACAGCCGGUCGGCGUCGGUGGAGUCGACGCGCGGCAUCUCACCGCCGCGCGAGUUCGGGGACUACAGGCAUGCACGGACUAGAGCCUCAGAAUCGAUGUCUAGCAACGACUGUCACGACGACAUCUCACCGCAUAUGCCUGUAAUAAGAAACUCGAGGGCUCCACAGAACAGUUCGUCCGGCGAUGCGAAUGUUAAGGCGAGGCAGGCGAGGCUUGCUAGAGACCUCAGCAGCUCUAGAAAUAUCCAAGAAUCCCACACAUGCUCUGUGCAACAAACCAAAACCGAUCCUAACGUUAAUAAAAAAGAUGCUCAAAAACCUAUAAAUAGACUUAAUGUCAAAAAAAGGAAACAGUUAAAGAAACUUGAAGAGAUUGCCAACAAAUAUGCCGAAAAAAAUAAAAAUACACAAGAAAAAUCUAAUGAAAAAUCCUAUAAUAAAAGUGUUAAUAAAAAUGAAAUUUCAUCUAAAAGCCAAAUUCCUGUACCAAAGAAAGUAAUGCUAAAAGAAGCAAAGCAAAUAGAAAAUGAACUUUGUUCAGAGAGUAAAUCUGACCAUUCUAAAAAUAUACAUGAAUCUAAUGUUCAAUUAUCGAAACCAUCUCCAAAAACUAAAACAAAAGAAAAACAAUAUUCAUCAAAGAAAAUAAAAGAGAGUACUAUGAGUUUAGACAGUCUCGAUGAACCUAUAGAUACAAAACAAAGAAAGAAUUGUCAAUCAGUAGGAAUAAAUACUGAAUUGUUAUGCCCGUGUGUCCCGUGCGUAAUACACGAAACAGACAAUACACCGCUGACUAAAAAACAAAAUAACAACAUAAAAUUCACCGCAAAUGUUGUAAAUUUAAAAUACAGUAAAAAGGAUGAUUUAAAUCAAGUCGUCGAAUUACUGUAUAAAAAUCCUAACAUGGUUAGUUCUUGCGAUAUUGAGAUUAAAAAAAUUAACGAAGAUAUUAAUCUAAAUGAAACUGAAUCUGCUAAAUAUUUUAGUAAACAAUCAGUAACAGAUACAUGUAAAUCGUUUAAUGAUAAUCAGUUCUGCAUAAAAGAAGAUUCGGUAAAAAUUACCAAUGCGAUAGAGAACACAGUGAUACCCGAUGUUGCUGAAUCAAAACAGAUUAUAUUAGAAAAUAGCAACGAUAAUAUUUCACAUUUAUCAAUAGAGAAUAUUGAAGAAAACUACGAACAUGAUUUAAGUGAAGAAAAUUUCGAGGAUUCCUUUGAUGAUAAAAAAAAUAUAAGCAAUGAAGAAGAAGACAGCAAAAACAGAAUUUGUCGUCAUGGCAGUGGUGACACGUAUACUAAGUUCUCUGAAGACCCAGCAGAUUUAGAGGAAUUUCUUUCUUUAACUGAUAAAAUGAUAGAUGAUCACGAAAAGAGAGAAGCACAAAAAUCUGAUAUAGAACAAUGCAUUGAAAAUAUUCACACUCCUCGAACUAAUUCUAUGGAAUCCAUGAUCAAAGAUGUUGCUGAUAAGAAGGAAAUUGUUAGUCCUAGGUUAAAACCCCUUUUCUCUGACACUUUUGAAGAGUUGAAAAGUAACUUAAAAGAUAUUUUAAAUGUAGGUAGCGAUGAAACUGAUAUUAUAAAUAACAAUAAAAAUGUUGACGCAAAUAAAAAAAAUUGUGAUAUGGAACACAUUACAGUGUAUGGAAUAAAAUUUUAUGACCGAGAACCAACAGUUAUAAGUGAUUCAGAAAACGAAUUAAAGCUAAAAUUACCAUCGAUUAGUGAAAACAAUAAGUGUACACGAAAAGACGUUAAAAAGAAAAGCAAUAUAUAUAAAGUAAAUAAGAAAUGUAAAAUGUUGGGUCAACAUAAGAGAUCUGAUAGUGAUUAUAGAACGUUCAUCAUAAAAGAGAAUCAAGAAGAAAUCAGUGACGGAGUGCCGCCUUUGAAGUUGCCUCGUAUUGACAAUAAGAGACUUGACGAUAAUUACGAUCCCUUCGCAUCGGCAGCUAGACAGAUGAAAGAACUUAUGUCCUCAGACACCAAUAUACCUAAAAAAUCCCAAAGUUCCAAAGAUCUAAGCAGAACCCUUCCUAGCUUACGCCCGUCUAAAGAAAAAAUAUCGACAUCGUACCGUUCUGAUAACACUAAAAUGAUUAAAGACACUUUAAACAAAACUUAUCAAAAAACCCCGACAUUACAAAGAAUGAAAUCGUUUGGUAGCUCUAAUAAUGAGAAUAGUACUAACACAUUCGGUGGCAGGUGUAGUUCCUUCAGAUUAAACAGAAACGAUAAGAAACCUACUCCAAAACUCAAUACAACUUUCACAAAAUCGAGUAAAGAAAAUAUUAGCACGGAGAAAACUUACUUUAGUCGCACUAGUAAUUUAAACAGAUCGUUUUCGAGUUACUCUAACUCGACCUAUAGUACCCCCAAACUCAAAGAUAAAAUCCCAAAAAUGUCGCAAUCUAUGCAUCAUGGGUUUCAGCGUAAUACAAUAAAACAACCGCUAAAAUUAGACAAAAUAAAUAAAAAUGAAGAAAAGAAAGACUUAGUUAAUCUCGACGCGAUCCUUGCUUAUGAUAAUACUUCUAUGACGGACAGUAGUUAUAUAGAUCCCAGACUCAUUAACGAAAAUGAUAAUCUGCCAAUUAAUGUUAAUACAAUAUUAAAUAAUCCUGACAUGAUAAGUAGCAUGGAAUCCUUGCUAACUACUGAAAACUUACCCGCUAAAUUCGAUUCUUUUAAUACAGUUAAAAACAAUCACAACGAAAAAAAUAUGUCAGAUUCCCUAUAUAAUAAUAAAGUUGAGAAAAAUAAUAACCAUAGCAAUAAAACGAGCCCUCCCUCAAAUUUUGGUUCUCAGUACGAUAAAAUUAUGUCUUCUUUCGAACAAAGCAUUGCGUCAAAGACUUCAGUGAGAGACGACGAUUCUCUCUGCGAAGACUUUGAUAUCGAAGAAUUCAUGAUUACAUUCGAUGAGGAGGUUCUUAAGCAAAAAUCUGAAAAGCGUACAUACAGUUCUACAACUAGAGUAUUCCCGCAAUCCGAACUCUGUAACGGUACAGAAACAAAAGUCGUAAAUUCACCAAAAAUAGUAAAUAACAGUAGUAAUGGUUUGAUUCCAGUUAACAAAUCCACUUCUCUUAUUUUUAGCAGUAACAAUAUCGUAGGCGAUAAGCUAUUCCCAUCCUCAGUCAAACGUUCCACAUCCCUCCUUGAUUCCAUUCAGAAGAAAUCGGGACCAAAACUAGACAGCACCAAGAGUCGUCACAAAACUGACCAACUUGAGCAAGAUUUGAUGCAGUCUCUGAAAGAUUUCGACAAAUUCUACGAAUCCGAAAGGGUAGACAACCACACAUCGAACAAAGAGAUUGUUAAUAACAAUAAAAAUUUACAUAACGAACUGAAAAAGAAAGAUCUUCGUCGUAAAAAAGAUCAGAAAAUGAACAAAAAUGACUCGAUUACCAACGGAAAUCACACGCCCAAUGGGAAAUCAAGCAAUGACUCGGCGUAUAGCAGGUUAGUCAGUUUGAACAGAAUUUCGCCAUCUAAGUUAUCAUUGUGUAAUGCAAAAGAGAGUAAUGGAGCUAAUUCGCUCGAACAAAUCCCGGCUGGUUCAGACUCGGGUGCAAGUCACAAAGAUGAAGUACGCUCUAUAUCUAGUGAUGAGUUCUUAGCGAUGGAAAGAUCAGCGGAAUUGGAGGAACCGAUAUCUCGUACUGAAAAUAUUAAAGAGUUGAGCGCACCUUCUAUUAAUGAUAAACACACACUAUCACGGGCAUCAUCACGUCAAAGUCCUUGGAAGCGGCAAGAAAACCUGAGCUCUAGUAGUUCCGAAAGCAUACACCGCCGGGACCCGAACCCACCACGCCUCUCGCGCUUUUGCCACGAAUGCGGGAGUAAAUUUCCAGUGGAAACUGCCAAAUUCUGUAUAGAGUGUGGUGUCAAAAGGCUAUUAGUC